This is a messenger RNA of Benincasa hispida (wax gourd), 1514 nucleotides long. RefSeq lists its product as uncharacterized. The record is from RefSeq and is a predicted model, not a curated record. Lineage: Eukaryota; Viridiplantae; Streptophyta; Magnoliopsida; Cucurbitales; Cucurbitaceae.
UGGCCCUUUUUCAGUGGUGACUGAUGGCUCAUCACUGCGGCUUUACUGCCAUUACCCCAUUUACCUUUCUUCCUUCCCUUCUCUUUGUCACUCCCACAAAAGGGAAAGUUCUUCUUCACGAUCUCUCUGGUUUUCCUCUCCCAAUUCCUGAUUGUAAGUGAUCUCGUUUGAUUUUGAUCGUUUCUUAGCCAAACCCAUCUGGGGUUUUCAAUCUUUUGAUUUCUUUCCCUUUUAGCUUCUGAAUUUCUAAUUGAACCCUUGAAUUUCCAUCGUUAAAUCUCCGGAACACCCAUUUUCCAUUACCACUUUUGCAAGAUGAUGCACGCUAAAUCCGAUUCGGAUGUUACAAGUUUAGCCCCAUCGUCGCCAAGGUCGCCGAAGCGGCCUCUGUACUACGUGCAAAGCCCUUCGAGAGAUUCUCACGACGGCGACAAAUCUUCCACCCAUGCCACUCCGGCCUUCAACAGCCCCAUGGAGAGCCCUUCUCAUCCCUCUUAUACUCGCCACUCUCGCUCCUCGUCCGCGAGUCGGUUUUCCGGUACGUUUCGGGCCGCCCUUGGUCGGAAAGGCAGCCGGAAACGCAACGAUAAGGGGUGGCCGGAGUGUAAUGUGAUUGAAGAAGAGGGGGACUAUGAUGAUCUAUAUGGGGACGAAGGGUUAACUAGGAGAUGCCAGAUUUUGAUGGCUCUGCUUGCGUUUAUUUUUAUCUUCUUCUUGUUUUGUUUGAUCAUUUGGGGUGCUAGCCGGCCUUUCAAAACUGAGAUCAAAGUCAAGAGCAUGACAGUUCAUAAUGUUUAUUUUGGAGAAGGAUCAGACACAACAGGAGUUCCAACCAAAUUACUGACUAUCAACUGUUCAUUAAGGAUUACUGUGCACAAUCCUGCAACUUUCUUUGGCAUUCAUGUCAGUUCCUCCCCCAUCAAUCUAAUGUAUUCCCAGAUUGCAGUUGCCUCUGGCCAGUUGAAGAAAUACUAUCAACCAAGACAGAGUAAUCGAAUCGAAUUGGUAAAUCUUGAAGGGAACAAGGUGCCAUUGUAUGGGGCUGGAGCUAGCCUUGAAGCCCUGGAUAAAAUUGGAAACAUUCCUAUGAUGCUGGUGUUUGAAAUCCAUUCAAGAGGGAAUGUGGUGGGGAAACUGGUAAGAUCAAAGCAUCGAAAGCGUGUCUCAUGUUCUUUGGAGAUUGACUCUCGGAACUCGAAGCCUAUGAAGAUUAAAGCUGAUUCAUGUACAUAUGAUUGAGAGAGAAUCUCCACCUUGCAUCUUUCUCUUCAUUGGAAGGGAAAGAUUCCACCUGUAGGAUCAUACUUUGGUUGUAGAAAUAGGCUGUUGACUUACUUCUUCCUUCUUUAGAUCCAUGGAAUAAUUAAGGGGAAAAAAAAGACCAGUGAAUCAGUUUAUGGUACAUCUACAUACUAUUGUUUUGCCAACUACUUUCCAUACAACAACAGAGCAUGCGCAAUGAUAGUACAAUUAUUUGACCAAAUGAAAUAAUAUGUUCUUUAUACUUCUGACAA